UCUUACUUUCAUCCCAUACCUGCUUUAUUCCCCUCUUUCCUUCCUUUCCUAUUGUCCCAUUCUUUGUCAUUGCCUGUAAAACACACACACACACACACACAAAAAAAACCCCAUUGUGUAUGGCCUGCACGUGUAUUAUACUCUCUGGCUUUUUCACGGUGAUCUUCAUCACUCCAUGCCUUCCAUAAGAAGGAGCUGUGUAGUUUUUGCUUUAGAAGACAGUCUAUUGGUAUCAUAAUAGCCGUCAUCACGCAAAAGGACAAUUGAUCCAGGGAAGAAGAUGCUGUCGUGAUACAUUUGUUCAUCCUUUAGACAAACUAUAAAUAGCGAUUCGCCAAGCAUCGAGGGUCUUUUUUUGGAAACUGGAGUGGAGUCACAGAGUGAGGUCCUGCAGAGAACCGCUUAGAGGAGAACUUCAGUCAUUUCCGACUACGUCUCGGCGUCGGGCCGCCGUCACUUUCAAAGGGAGAAUAUGAAGUAGGCGUGAUUUUCAUAGGUGAAAGGGCGCCGGGAGAGAUGUGGAGCGCUUCUAAAAUCUUGCAUAUGACUGCGCAACUGUCUUUCUCCAUUAGUGCGGGAUGAUCGGUGUAUGAUUUGCAAGGAGGUUCGCACUAAAAUAACCCAAUAGUGUCUUUGUGUGUGUUGAUUUGUCAAAGGAUGAUUUUCAUAAGCCACAUUUGAAAUAGUUCUUUGCAAAUAUGUGCUGUGACGAAACACCCGUAAGGGGAGAUGCAUUUCCAUCCCAUUGCGGCCACUCGUGUGACUCUCCAAUCCAAAUUGGAUGGCUUCAGAUGCAGAUGUGACAAGAAUAAUAUGUGCACCUCACGUGCACACGUGUCCUUCAAUGCAAAAUCAGUUUCAACCCAGCCAAUCGAUGGGAUCCUCAAUCCACAAUCAAAGCUAAGAUGCGGCGGUAGUUAUCCCUAAUAGUGGCACUUUUGUCAUUGGCAUUCUAAAGACUGCAUAGCGUGUGCUUCUGCAUAAUCGCUUCUGAGUGUAUCACUGAUAUCUGUUUUGCAGCUCAAUAUUGCUGCGAAAGAAGCAGCAGAAAAAACAAGUGCCGAGUUUUCUCAUGCUGUCUCAAACACUUCUCCUCCAGAACGAGUCAUGUACUGCAGUACGUUGCCAUCUUCAAUUCUCAGAACACUGCAGGUGUUUGUCGUAACCAUAUGAUCAGUGACUGCGUCGUACCUGACGUGCCAAAAUGAUGCAAUUAUCCGCCGCGUAAGGAAGGACGGGGCGCACGACGAAAGAUUUCAUAGGCGCUAUCAACCCGAGCGGUUCAUUAUUGCUGCCGCCGCCAAUAAAUAGCAAAGCGGGAGCUGUCGUCCAUCCGCUAUGAAUCAGUAAAGCCGGGCGUGCGGUUCUGGUGGGGAAGACGGACAGUCUGGCAUUAUCCCCAACGGCCUUCCCCUUUGAAGGCCGGCGCCAUGGAAACAUACACCGAUUUGUCUGUCACGGUGUCCUGGGUGGAAAGCUCAUAAUUACCAGUGCAUUGUGAUUAGACUCAAGUCAGUAAUAAGGCGUGGGGCCUCAUUCUCACAUCGCUCUCCGCUAAUGAAAUGGACUCAUCUUUCUGCAAGGGCAAUUAUAAUAGAAUUUAUCCCCCCGCCCCUCCUUUUUUUUGUUUCUGUUUGUGCGUGGAGGAGUCGACACAGGCAGUCGGAGUUGGGGUGGGGAGGUGGACUAAAGAGGAGAAAAGCAGACAAAAACUGUCAUGAGUUGUACAAAUGCAAAUGGAGUUUAUGAAAGCUCCCGUCUGCUAUUUGACACAAACAAUGGCGACGCAGCAGCUCCCUCCCGAAUCGACACGAAAUUAAUUCACAAAAAACUCAGUGCCAUAAUACAAACGAUAUUUUUUAGCCAAUUCUACAUCCAGCACACUGUUGCGACAGCCGACUUUUGAAAUGUUGCUUCUCAAGGCAAUUCUCCCGAAAACCCAUUAGGUUGAACUCGGCAGCCUCUCUGCCAAAGGCCUUCUGGAGUCUUCCACCACAUUGCGGAACCGACAGUGUAAAUAAUGAGGCUGCGGCUGGCACUGCGGGGGGAAAAUGGGAAAAGGCAUCUUCAAGGGCACGCGCUUAAUUGCGAUGAUGCUAUCUUUAAUGGGGCAAGACACCAUUUAAGCGUAUGGCGCGUUUUCCUACCCGGGUCACCGCUGCCGAGGUUGCGUCGCUUUGACUUGUUGGAACGAUGGCGUCGGUCGGUGUCUCAGGGUCGAGGCUGUCAAACCAUACUUUGAAAUCAUUAGUCACCACUAGGAUGUCAGUAGAAUGUCUUUAUUGCAUUUAUCUUUCUGGAAUGCCUUCUAAUGCUCAUUUUUACUGUUUGAUGUGCACAUGACGUUAAAUAUCUUUAGUUCAGCACAUAUUUUAUGAUAAUAUAUGACUGCAAUGUUGGACCGACAAUUGCCUUUAUCACUACAAGCCAUAAAACUGUACUAGUAGCGAUUGUCGGCUCAUACCUACCAAUUUGAACAUAAAUCUACCCACUCAGUUGUUCUCAGUUUGGUUCCGGGCUGAUUUUCUCAUAAUUCAAACCGUUCCACUUGUCCGCAAAUAGACAGUCAAUAUUUUUUGCUUUUCUCAAGAAAAAGAUUGAAGCAGUUUCGUUUUCAAUUCCAAAAUCGGCUCCACGAAAUGGGAUUCUUUUAUUCUCAGUGGUGUAUUCUCUUCGUUCUGUGGUGUUUCCGUUGGCUGCACUGGUUCAAGAACGUGCAUGUGGAUAUUGUGUGGGGUUUUUUUUGUUUUGUUUUUUUUGUUGCCCAAUUAGGUUUCAGCCUCUAUGUGCUGCCAUGUUAAUCUAAUCUGGCCAGAGCCUUGAGAAUCAGUAAUGCUGAUCGAUGUAACUUAAAUUAUAUUAGCAGCGAGACUGUUUCUUGAACCAAUCAGAUUUCAAACUCGUCUUAAACGGCCAGCAUUUUUCCGUGCUCCUAUUGGUUGGUCAGAGCACAAAGUUUCCGACAACUUUGACUGGGAAAAUAUGUCUAAGAUCUUCACACAGAAAUACAUUGAAUAAUCCGCAUUUCCAGCAAGUACGAUUUACAUUAUGGUCGUGUUGUUUAAUACCUAUUGUUGUUGAACUAAUGGCGAUGUCUGUGGCAAAAUUGCUUGCUCAUUUACUGAGUUUGCAUAACAUUUGAUGGUUUCUACAGUGGAACCACAAAAAUGCUCCCUCUAGUGGGACUUGAAAGAAUCACUGCCCAAAUCCAAUUAAGUUAACGUAUCAUGUUUAGCUUUAAUAGAUUUGCAUUGACUCUUGAUCUGUUUGUUUAAUAACACUGAUUUGGGAUUUGGUUAUUUAGAUUUAACUGUUAUAUGCAAUACAUUUAACAUGAUAAUAACAUGACACUGGCUCACACGGAUAAUAAAUGUACUUUUUAGGAAUAAAAGCCCUCUCGCUUUUUAUGAACUCCCAGGCCUACUAUGCUACUGUCUUGUAAUGUUGGUCAUUGUACUAGUAGUUUGGUAUUAUUUAUUAUUUGGUGCAAAAAGUUUGACAACCAUUGUUAUAAUGAGUUCCACGAUGUCCGGUUGCAAAAACUGCUCUGAUGCAUUUGCGUCAGGGUUGUCCAGCUCACAGCUUUCUCAUCCUCAAUUCCGGUCGCGUGCGUGCGAUGUUGCGUUGCGCCGGCUUCCGUCUUGCCCUGCUUGCCCGCCUGCCCGGGUGUCCCCUCCCACCGGCGUCACGCUACUCGACCUGCAGGUGAACAGUUCAUAUGCAGCUUCCUUCUUCCCAUCGCUGCUCACAGCGCACACACGCCAGCCAGCCAGGCAGUAGGUUGUCUGCUUUUUUUUUUUUUCCACCUCUGGUGCGCCGUGCUUGGAAACCCAGGCGAAUUGCGCUUUGAGAUCCACGCAGGGAGGAUCGCGCGCGGGUCCGCGCAAGGGCGAGCGCGGAUGCAGAAAUUGAACGUGGACAAGAGGAUGACUGUUUGAACAGGCGGCAGCUGCGUAGGCGUCAAGCGUCACUGUCAACACCGCAUGCCCUUAAAGCUGACAUGUGUAAGCCACGUGAGCCGGCGAGCUGAGACUGGGCCCCGAGGGAAAAGCAGCAUGUGUCCCAUUGCGUCCCGUCUGUCGAGCAAGAGCAGCAUCAAACCGGCCGCCGCGGCCUUGCUCCUCUCCUUUUGUCUCGGCUUCCCUCCCCGGGCGCUCACGUGCCCGCCUGGGUGCAUUUGCACCAGCGAUAUCAUUUCUUGCAGCGGCUGCAAUCUGUCGGCGCCGCCCUCUGACCUACCCGGCUACGCCGCACGCUUAGACCUGAGCCACAAUUCCCUGACUGCGCUGCCCGCCGACUGGAUAACGCGGCCGUUCGGACGACUCGCCGCGCUGCUUCUCGGCCGCAAUCGCAUCGGUCAAAUCGAGGCGCAGGCCUUCGCGGCGACACCUCAUCUCCUGCACUUGGACCUGUCCUCUAACAAUCUAUCAGUGCUCAAUUCGUCUACCUUUAGCGGCCUCACGGAGCUGGAAGAGCUUCUUUUGUUCGAUAACCAGAUCGUCCAGAUCAAUCCCGACUCCUUUAGCGGUCUCCGCAGCCUGGUGAAGCUCUACCUGUCCGGCAACAGGCUGACAUCAGUCCCCGUAAGUCUUCUGGACGGAGAAGGGCCGCUUAACUUGACUUUUCUUGACGUGUCAUCAAACAGGCUCUCCGGCGUACAUGUUUACACGCUGCUCUCUCUGAGCCAACACGGUGGAAUUUAUUUGCAGGGUAACCCCGUCACAUGUGAUUGCGCUUUUCUGGGUCUUCUGGAGUACUGGACGUGGAAGCAGUACGGGCCCCUGUUGGACUUUCAAGAUGACUACCCGUGUAAGGACGACGUAGCCCUGAAGCUGAACUGCAGCCUAAAUGAGGAGGUGUCCGUCGAGGGUGGAAGCUACCAAGUCGAUCCGGGUAAACCGUUGCGGUUGGCAUGUCCUGGCUUUGUCCCGCCUCCCACAAAGGAUCCGGCGGUAUUUUGGGUCACCCCCACUGCAGUGCUCGAUUCAGCGCCACGCGAUCCGAGCGCUCACCUGGCAGUCCUCCCCAACGGCAGCCUGGAGAUACGAGGAGCGCUUACGGAGGAUUCCGGUGCGUACGUGUGCGUGGCGGCCCGAGGGCGCCGUUAUGACCUCGACGCGUCUCCCGAGGUCAAAGUGGUCGUGGGCAACGCGAGCUCCGUCGCUGCCAGCGGCUUGCCCCACCGCGGGGCCGGCGAGCACUUCAACACGGCUUUCACCACCCUGGCUUCCUGCGUGGUCAGCAUCAUUCUGGUGCUCCUCUACCUGUACCUGACACCGUGCCGGUGCAGGGAAAACAGGGGCGGCGCCACGGGAGGGUGCGGCGGACGAGCAAUCGUCCUCUGCUCGGACCCCAGGGAAGUUGAGUCGGGGCGGCGGCGCUCCAACGGGAAAAGGGUGGCCUUCUUAGAGCCCCAAAUGGAGGACUGUGAUCCGGCUGGCGCCAAAUCACCAGUUGUCAACGCGAGUCACGGUAGCACUGAGGGAAUUCUUAAAAACGGGAGCCGGACAAUGGGGCAGACCCUCACGGACACAGCCCUCAUGGUAUAACAAAAAAAAAUUGAGUUUUACAUGGAAGCUGGUAAUAUGCAGCAUAUUACUCGUAAAGAGUUUGGCGUUUUGGGCUUCCGGGUGAAAUUGCAGGAUGCUCCAAAAAUCCCCAACUUUUUUUUUUUUGUGAGUAAUGUAACCGAAUUUUCUGAUUCCCCCCCCCGUACAUGUUUAUACAAGGCUCCAUACGGAAACGUUACAGCUGAAGCGGGAAGCUGACAGCGGAGAUGAUUGAAAUGCAGCCGGCACAACAAUCGCACUCGAGUCGAUACGGCGCCACGGCGGUUGAAGCUCAUUGUCGGGUGUGAGCGACUGUCGCUAAUUGAAAGUGUCGUGCUGUGCAAACACCACCAUAGAAACCGAGCCGACCGUCUUUUAUUAUAGAUCAAACUGUGUCUGCUGUGUCCUCAAGUUAUUGCACGCGGAGAAAGGAGGAAUCGUAUGUUCGACCGAUGUAGCACUUGCCAGCGAGAGAGAAAUGAAGCGAUGGAUAUUGAUGGGAGUUAUACCGUGCGCAUUUGUACAUGUACAAUAAAUAGUUUGUUUUGUGAGAUGUCUCGGCACCAUCCAAAUGUAGAAAGUGGCCGGCUGAUUGAUAUCCGUGUGCACAUUUUCACGUGCUUAAACCGCUCAUCGGAAUCCCUUUAAUCUUGUGCGAUGUCCAUAUAAAAAAAGAAAAAUUAAAUGGAGUCAGAAAAAACGAGCUUGCUAACAUCACCAUUUCAACCAUGCAUUUUUAUUAUUAGUAAAAAAAUGUUCACUUCAAAUCUAAACUGUGUAGCAUUAAAAUAUAAACUCACAAAUCAUAUCAACUACAUACAUUAUGGGAUCUCACCAGACUGGAAGCCGUAUCAAGAUUCAGUGGCUAUGAAAAGUCUACACACCCCUGUUCAAAUGUGAUGGAAGAGCAUGAAACCAAGAAAAAUGACUUAAAAACUAAUUUCCACCAUUAGCCUAGCGUAUAAACUGUGCAACCCAAUUUGAAUAUGCAGUAUUAUUAUACAGUAAUAAUGGACUCUUUGAGAGGGGAAAUAUAAAUAAACACAAACAAUGUGGUUGUAUUGUGUUGUGGUGAAGAGGGAGCUUAGUGGAAAGGCGAAGCUCUCAAUUUGCCAGUCGAUCUACGUUCCUACCCUCACCUUAUGGGCACGAGCUGUGGGUCGUGACCGAAAGAACGAAAUCCCGGAUACAAGCGGCCGAAAUGAGUUUCCUCCGCAGGGUGUCUGGGCUCUCCCUUAGAGGUAAGGUGAGAAGCUCAGUCAGUGUCGAGCCAUUGCUCCUCCGCAUUGAGAGGAGCCAGAUGAGGUGGCUGGGGCAUUUGAUCAGGAUGCCUCCCGAACGCCUCCCUGGUGAGGUGUUCCGGGCACGUCCCGCCGGGAAGAGACCCCGAGGACGACCCGGGACACGCUGGAGAGACUGUUUCUCAGCUGGCUUGGGAACGCCUCGGGAUCCCUCCGGAAGAGCUGGAAGAAGUGGCUGGGGAAAGGGAAGUCUGGGUAUCCCUGCUGAAGCAACUUCCCCGUGACCUGACCUGGAAAAGCGGUAGAUAAUGGAUGGAAUGAUGGAAUGCGCUUGUAUUAGUGCGCACACCCUCUUGUAACCAAGACGUGGCUGUAUUUUCGAGUCAUGUUCAUCUCUCAAAGUGCCUCUGAUUAACUCCAAAUAAAGUUCAGAUGUUUGUCGGUUUUCGCUAACAUGUUAUGCUUCUGAGCAGACGCUUGAAGGUUCAGCAUGAACAAUGACUGGGAUUUGUCAUGUUUCAAAGUUCCCUCCAACUUGAUAAGGCCUCAGCUUGGGCUAUAUUGUGACAUUUUUUAUUAAUAAUUCCACAAAAAGGGGUGGAACCUGGGUGUGUACACUUUUGAUAUCUACGCUACAUCUCAAAAUAUCACCCGAAGCAAAUGGUGAGCUGCUGUAAAAGGGAAUUGAGAAAUCAAAUGCAACAUUAUCCUUUUUUCAUCUUCUCGAUGAAGUAGAAGAGGUGAAUGCGUGAUUUGUACGGUAUUUCCAGUCGCUCUUUUGUGAGAAUUAAAAGUUCUGUAGUCGGAUUUAUCGACCGAGAGGUUCCCGAGCAAAGUAACUCUUGGACGCAUCAACCAUUUGCGCCCGAGAAAAGAAAUGCCGGCGAGUGAAGUGUCAUUCAGGCCGUAUUGGUGUCGCCCGAUGAGGAAAGGUGUGACCUACAUUCUCCCUUUGUCUGAUAUUUUUAGAUGUGUGGUGUCGUUUCCAAGGUGCCCAAGAAGCUCGUUUGGCUUCUUACAUGUGUACUGUCCGCGCAAUAUUACAUAUUUAAGUUGUGAUGUCUCAUUGAAUAUGCACAAACGCGUCGUCGAGUGUACGGUCAUGCCUGCGUAUUGCACAUUUUGUAA
Messenger RNA from Syngnathoides biaculeatus (alligator pipefish), 7918 nucleotides. RefSeq names its product amphoterin-induced protein 2-like. The record is from RefSeq and is a predicted model, not a curated record. The transcript is spliced from 2 exons. Gene Ontology annotation, molecular function: protein binding. The coding region runs from base 3984 to 5549 and encodes 521 amino acids. Lineage: Eukaryota; Metazoa; Chordata; Actinopteri; Syngnathiformes; Syngnathidae.